This is a messenger RNA of Phalacrocorax carbo (great cormorant), 9715 nucleotides long. The record is from RefSeq and is a predicted model, not a curated record. NCBI's taxonomy places the organism in Eukaryota, Metazoa, Chordata, Aves, Suliformes, Phalacrocoracidae.
CUUCCAGCUUCCCACCAACAUAGCGGUGCAGAAGAAAGGCACAUCAGGGAGAAAUUCUCCUCCUCUCCCUCCCCAUGCUCCUGCUGACACCUUGGUGGCGGCAUGAAAAUCCCUCCCAGCAGUGCGAGUCGAGAGCAUCUCCCCUGUCCUCCCCCUGCUCCUUCAACCUUUGCUCUUUGUCUUUGUUUCGCUUCACCCUUCCUCCGGUAGCUCUCACUGCACCGGCCACAGACUUCCUUUAGGUCAGCCCAGCUGCGGCUGCAACACAACUUGCAGCCAAGUCGAAAGCACUGUUGUGCCACUGAGACUUCCCCGGAGGAGAGAAAUGCCAGCCAGAGAUUGAUGGCCUGCUCAGUCUGGCAAUCCAAGUCUCCAGAAAUGCCAGGAAAGCAUCUCCAGGGGAUCAGGGGAGGCAGGAGAUGGAGUUACAAGCAUUGCAUCUGCAAGCUGAGGUGGAAGGAGGCUGAGAAAUGAGGAAGACCACAGACUACUUGUUGGCCUGGCUUACAGCAGCAGCACCCUUUCCCCUACAGGGAAUAAAGUGCAUCCAUUAAAGUACACUUUGAUGAGCGUGUCCUGAUGGUUUUUGCAUCCUCCCAGACAGUCCAUCCUCAUAACAUUCUGGCUUUUUUGUGCCUGCUGGCUGCUUGGCAGCCCCAUCACGCACCGCUGGGUGCAGGGCGCUGCUGCCAUGAGGGACUUGGUUAAGCGCAUGGUGCUAAAGACACACCCAUGUCAGGAGUGUGGCAAAUCCUUCAGCAAGAAGGGAAACCUGAAGAGACACCAGCGGAUCCACACAGCAGAGGAGCUCUUCACUUGUGGGGAGUGUGGGAGGCGCUUCACCACCCGGGGCCACCUUACAACCCACCAGAGCAUCCACACAGGAGAGAGGCCCUUCUGCUGUGGGGAGUGCGGGCGCUGUUUCCGCCUGGAGAUAUGCCUGGCCGCCCACCAGAAGACACACGCCAAGGGUGGUCCUUACCUCUGCACCCGCUGCGGCAAGAGCCUGAGCACAAAGAUCUACUUCAAUAUCCACAUGCGGACACACACCGAGAAAAGGCCAUUCGCCUGCACUGAGUGUGGGAAGAGCUUUGUGAAAAAGGGGACCCUCACUGCCCACAGGGAGACCCACAAGAGGGAGAAGCCUUUCAAAUGUCCUGACUGCGGUAGGUGCUUUGGGCAAAGUGCCACACUGCUGGCCCACCAGAAGAUACAUCUCCGCGGGGGGCCUUUCAUUUGUACGGAGUGUGGGAAGAGCUUGAGCACCAAACGGUAUUUCAAUGUCCACCAGAGGAACCAUGUUAAGCAAAAGCCGCUUGAGGGACACAUCAAUGGCGUGUCUCUCCAAGUCAUCCAAAUUAAAGAGGAGCCUGAUUUUGCCUUCAGGUCAGAGGAGAAUACGUUGGAGAAUAUGACUCACGAAGGAGUUGUAGCCCAGGGGUGUAGCACACCUAGAAACCCAUCUAAUCCAAAAAGCCCUCCUUGGAAAAUACAGAUUAAGGAGGAAUCAGACGCACCCACUGAUGACACGGCAAACAUUACUGCAAUAGCCUGCCAGAAGCUUUACAUCAAGGAAGAGCCACCAGAAAACCCAGACUAUGGAAAGCUUUUUGAUCCAAAGAUCCCACUGAUGGCUUUACAGGGGAGACAGCUUAAAAAGGAAGAAGAUGCUGAUGGGCAGCAUGAAUGGGAAUUCAGUAACCAGGUGCUCCAUGUGAAGGAAGAACCACAGGAAAGCACUGAAUUUGGGAUGUAUCAUGGGCAGAAGCCAAACCUCAGUGCUAGCCAGAGGAUCCAAAUUAAAGAGGAACCUCGUGUGGAGGCCAACCAGCAGGAGAGCCAGAGCCCGAAGAGAAAGCAGAUGAAAUGCUAUCAGCCCACCAUAAAGGGGAUGGUGGAGAACCGGGAGAAACCCAUGUCCAAGAAAGAUCCCUCAACAAAAGGAGGUCCCAAGGGUGAACGCAUAUUCCCCUGUCCCGAGUGCGGGAAGAGUUUCAAUCAGAAAUCCAACCUGACCAGGCACAGGAAGAUUCACACAAGCGAGGGACCGUACAAGUGCAGUGAGUGCGGGGAGAGUUUCCGCAUGAACCGCAAGCUGAUCCGCCACCAGCGAGUCCACAUGAGCGAGCCCUUCAAAUGCACCGAAUGCGGGAAGAGCUUCACCCAGCGGUCAAAUCUGGUUCGGCACCAGAGGAUCCACACCAAGGAGGAGCCCUACCAGUGCCCUGAGUGCGAGAAGACCUUCAACCAGAAGGCCAACCUCUUCCGUCACCAAACAAUCCACGUCCGCAUGGGGCCUUGCAAGUGCACCAAGUGUGGGAAAUGCUUCCCCCAGAAGCGCCACCUGAUUAAACACCAGCUGCUCCACUCCCGAGGUGGGGCUUACAAGUGUGGGGUCUGUGGGAAGCGCUACCGGCUGAAGAAGUACCUGAGGAGGCACCAGAAGAUCCAUGCACGGGAAGGAACUGCUCCCUGCGCAAAACAAGGGGAGGCCACAAGGACCGGCAGUGGACCCCACCACACUGAACAGAGAGCACUGGCGCCCAUGAAGAGUGAAGAGGAGAGCUGAGAAAAGAAGCCCCCUCCCCACCUCCAAGGAACACACCACUUCCUUCUCCCAGGACAUGUUGCAGAUGGCAUCCUCUCGGAACCAUCUGAAAGUCGUGAAGUAUGACUCUGGGAAGUUACCCGCUGUGAUGCUUCAGACCCAAGCUGCUGGCUGUCUGCAUUGCCUGCUCUAGAGCAGGGAAACUGAGGCAUGGAGGAAAGGAAGGGAACAGGACAAAUUGUACUUGAGCUUUGCCUUUACCAGCUACUUGGACACCAUUGGGGUGAGGUGUUUUGACGCAGUGGCUCAAGCCCAACACUGAGUACAGCUGCCAAACCCCAAAAGCACAGUGUAAUUUUGGUGUUUAGACUCCCUCAGUGUCACGAUCCACUGUGGGUUGAACAGUUUGGCAGAGGUUAAACCCCCUUGCUUUCCAACCGACCUCAGAUAAUUCUGGGAGGUUGGGGGCGGCUGGGCUUAACUUCUGAUUAACUCCAAUGUGUUAUCGUGACUAGGUUCCUUUUACAUUCUCAGAAACAGAAUUAAGACUCAAAAUGGAGUCAAGUGCCAAGUCACUUUAUUUGGCCAGAAAUAGGGUCAGGAGAGAAAAGCAAAGGAAGGGAGAAAAAAAAAUGGUGAAAAAGAGAAUGAGAGGGAGAGAGGGAGGGAGUGGGACUGUUGCGAUAGCUAUCACCAUGGAUCUGUGGCAGUCCGUCCAGUCUGGGCACAGGGGGGAGUCUGGGCAUCUGAUGCAUCUUUGAAGGCAGUGGAAGGGGGGAUGUUCCAGAACACACUCCCGUCGUCUCUGCUGGUUUCCCCUUUUAUAAAGUUGCUCCCUUGCAUAGUCAGUAGCUGUUCUGCGCACCCCUGCCUGCCACUCGGCGGUGGGGCGUGUGCCCAGUACUGUCGCUAGAGGGUGCUUGAAAGUUCUAGAGGGUACGAGCAACCCCCCAUAUGUUGCCAGUCGGCCUUGGGCCCGGGCGUACGCGCAGAGGACGAGUACUCAGAGAUAACAGGGCGCACGUUCCUGCCGGGUUGGCCUUGGUGAUUAAACUGUUCCGCUCAGCUGCCGUAGUGAUCAGGCUUUAGUAGUGAAACUUGCCUGCCAACCACGUUGAGACAAGUUUCUAGUCCCUGACACUCAGCCUUUGAUAUAAUCAGGCCCAGGACGUGAUUUCAAACAGCAAAGCAAGCUCUGACAGCCUCUGAAGGAGCCUACCUCUGUCCUCUCACCUAUAUGUUGUAGUCAAAUUGAUCGAUAUGAAGCUUCCCCUCAAAUCCUUCUAACUUGGUGGAGAUGCAUUUCUGGGACAGAAAAGGCAGAUAUAUAGAGGAAAACAACAAGUUUAGGAUGUCCUAGGGGAGUCUAAGGGACACCCUUAUUAGAAAAAUGGGUCUGGGCCAAAUGGUGGGUAGUAUACUUCACUGCAGGACUGGGAAACUAUGUUCCUUGGGAAGAAUAUGGCUGAGCCAAACUAGAGAAGCAAAACAGCCUCCAUUAGGCUUACUGAGGGGCAGAGGUACAGCAGAGCCCUCUGGUGAGGAGAAAGUAAUCACCAGAUGGCUACCAUUUAUUUCCUUUUCAUUAGCGUAGCAUAGGGCCCUGGAGAUUGUUACCAAGAAGAGGAACUGGUAUGAGAGGUUUGCCAGUUGUGUUACUGUGUCCCUGCACAUAGAGAGGGCACUGAGCCUAUGUCAGUAGCUUUCCUGGACGUCACUGGAUCUUCCAUUGUUGACCAUGGCCAGUGUGGAUGUCCCAGCUUCUGGGGAAAAUCAAAGCUGAUAGACUGCAAUACCUCCUCAAUAAAGUAAGUGUUUAAAGAAAAAAGGAAAACAAGUGAGACUCUUUUCUGGUUUUUCUUUUUUUUUUUUCUCCUAAGUUGUUACUGAGAGAACCACACUGCAUUCUACCCACACUGCAGCAGGUGAACAAUGCCAGAGAAAGAUGCAUACCAGUGGUAACAAAAUGGAUGCUGCCAGCGAAGACCCUUCUGUGCUCUGCUGAUUGCGUUGACCAGCUGUCCAACUACGCCGAGAGCUCAUACCUCCACAUACUGACCCCAGGGCUGCCGUCAGUGACCCAUACAUAGGCACUGUGUGAAGUGCCCUAAGGUGUCUGCACAGGACUAGAAAGACACAGGCCUUAUGGGAGGCCGUGACCUUUCUGGAUGAGCAACUGGAGGCAGGAAGAGCAUCUCAAAUUACAGCAGACACCGUGGUGUGAGAAACAGAAAUGAUGCCCUAAAUAUGGGUCUUUUUACCCAUGAGGUGUAUAAACUCCACUCUUGGUGUCCGGCCUUUGCAUGAAGUGCAAAGGGAGACUUCCUUGGGUGCCACCAAGGUCUGCCUGGGGCAUUUCACUAUGACUUUCUCAAGGACACCUCUAAAGAGACACCUUGCAGAUAGUUUGGGAUGCCAGCUCUGGUGUCUGCUGCUGACAGUUGUUUUGGGUUUGGAUCAGGACCAUGGAAUAAUCCUAGCUCCAUGAGAAAAAAUUGAUUUAUCUGGGGAUUGAUCAAAGCCAAAUCCUCACCCCCCAGUAGCGAAACAGCCUUCAUCCUUUUCUCCCUAAACCCAUUAGAAGGGUCCCCAGAUAAUAAUAAAAUGCUUAAAGUCCAAAUCAUUGCCCCAUUCUCCACUGCAUGGAUUUUAUGCAGAAAACCACAUCUGCAAGCAUUCACUGAGCAGUUUCAGUCACCAAGUGAAAAGAAUGCCCACAAGGUCUGAUUUUGCUUUCAGGUCUAUACAGUAAAUUCAGCAUGGUCAAGCUGAAACCAAUGGAGUUAAAUCAAAGUAAAAAUUAUGUUAAUUAAGAGACAUCCAAGCUCUGAUGACUUUUAAAAAAGAAGUCUUCUGGUCUUACACAGUGGGUCAGGUAGGGCUUGUCUUGAGUCACUUGCUUUCCUAUUUCUAGACAUGCAAAUUGUUUCUGUGGAUUUCAGGAGGAAUUUGGCUGUGGGACCUUUUUGGAUCACCUUGUUGACUCAUUGACUAUCUGUGUGUAUCUUCUCAGCAUCAGUUCUGUCUCCAGCAUUCAGCAUAGCCUGUCUAGAGGAGAGAUGGAGACAGGCUGUGUUGGGGAGCACUUGAGCAAGAGUGCGUAUUUUGUGCUUCAAUGGGACGUCUGGAGCUGAUUGACGUUCAGCAUGCUCUCGUAUGGUGGGAAUGAGAGGGUCUUUGGCGUCAGAGCAAAUAUCUGUUCCAACAUAAGUGCCUUGGGAUGUUUACUUGCCCUUUGAGAACGUGACAGUUCCCAUGAGAACUUCUUUGAGAAUCCCAGGCUGCAGGGAGCCUGGUGUCCCCACAGAUGGGGAAUGAGGAGUCAAAAAAGACCAGGGUGAAAACUGAGUGGGCAACAGGACACUCAGUAUCACGUACUUCUACACGUGCUUUAUUUGGUCACUUUCAACUAGCAGCCUCCACAGGGAAUGAGUAUUUACUUCCCACCACCACCUUAGCUAACUCUCAUCCCAUCCAGAGCCAAAGUGAUGCGACCAGGUAGCAUCACACAGGACCAGGUUGUCAAGCUGAAUUGGCUGUAGCCCAGGCACACCUGGAGCGACUGCCUCCAUCUCCUGACCCAAAGCACGGUUUCUCCCUUGAAAGUGAUUUCUUAUGCUGGAACAAAACAAAGGUGAGACACCUCCAUCAAAGGACCAAAGCUUCUGACUAGUCCCCACCUGCAGAUUUUCUGGAUAAGGUCAUAGAAAAAUCUGUGAUCUCCUUUUCUAAAGUCAGUGUUAGCCAGAAAACAAAAGCAGCCCCUGCAAUGGGGUAGGUGAGGUGGGCAGUGCUGGCCUGUGGCUCUCUGCCAAUCGCACGGGCCGUGAUUACAGCCCGUUGCUAUCCUUUGUAAAAGGACUGCUGCCCCACUGCUCACUCUUUUUUCCCACCCCAAGCUGAUUUCUGUCUCUUCUGCUUCUGUCUGCCUUCUUCCCUGGCAAGCUGCUCUUUCAAGGACACCAACCUCCUCCAAGUCACUGCAGACUGAAGGCAGAAGUAGGAAGCAGAGAUCUGGAGAUCCUUCCCUACCAAGUCCAGGAUUUUCUCCUUUUUCAUCAUCUGAAAAAUAGGAGAAGAUGCUUUGCAAGUGGAAUAAGAUACAGACUGUUCUCAUUUCUACAUGUGUAUCAGCCUCUGAGGAACAAAACAGACUGAACAGUGAGGGUCUCAAUGUAGAGGACAGCUUCUGCUGGGGGAGCAACAGGGUUUUGAAGUUAGGCAAGAAUAAGCCAUCAUUAAACCUGUGCUGAAGUCCCCUCGCCCUUAGACAUGUCUGCAGAACAGAAAAUGAGUCCCUGCAGGAGGGCUGGGAACAGCACUGAUGUGAGCUCUCUUUGGUGAGAAAGGACUUACGCAACUAUAUGUUGAUCAUGUGAACUACAAGCUAAGCAGCCCUGAAAACUAGUUACUCCUAGUCACCGCUCAAAGUGUUGCCCUAGGGCUGCAGGCAGAGAUUACUUAGAGUCUUCUGCUGCACAGAUGAGCUGUGGUGCGUUGUGCAUAGCCAAGGGCACAGGCUUAUCCAGGCAGUAUUCCAGGGCCCAAAACUUCCCCAUCAGAGUUGGACAGGCAAAGAAACAGAAAAAAAAACCCCUUGUGACAAAGAAUGUGUUACUUCAAUCAAGUUAAUUUAUAAUAAUUUUAACUAGCUUGGGGUAGGUUGAAGAGCAGAGAGAGGAGGGGAAAUGUGAGGUAUGGAAGAGGCGACUGUAAAGCCUCUGACAGAUGGCAAAAUGAGUUGUGCAUCAGAUCUAACAACAUGAAGGAGAGACACAGAGCCUGGGAAACACCAUGAAAACCUGGUUUCCCUGCAGGAAGGUGUUAGGGUCAGAUCAAACCUCACUUACAGCUUCACCUGUUCGUAUUAAGUUAAUUUAUUAUCAAUGACUUCAGAUUACAUCAAAGCCCCAUGUUGGGUGAUGCAACUGAUGACUCCAUUUGCUGCUCAUGGUGGGCUGAAGGAGGAAUGAGCUUGUGGUUGUUCCUGCACCUUCCUGGGUUCUUGCUCUGCUCUGCAAAGCACCGCCUGCUGUUGUUUUACUAGGCUGAGCAUCAGGGUCCUGAGGGCACCAGUAAGCCUUAAUGUCCCUGACCAACCCCAAAGGGAGCUUGUGACUGCUACGUCCAGCCCCGAGAGAGUGCAGCCCACGGGCACUGUCUGCAUGAGGUUCCCCAUGGCUCCCCACGCCUUGGGGAGCAACCAGCCCUCACCGCUCCUAGACACAGAGUCAGGUUGUGUGGGGCUGUCUCAAGGAAGCAGCAGGAGAGCGGGGGGCUGCGUGGGCACACAGAUACCACAGCAUUCCCAAAAGCACCUGUAAGCCUCUCUGCCUGUAUCUGUGCACAAGAGCUGAAGUGCAGGAAGGAAAGAUAAAUCAGGAGAGCUUGUUUCCUGAGCAUAAGCCCUUGUGUAGUCAUUGUUACAAGAUGAUCUUUAAUUGCAAAAACCCCUAACCAGCCCCUUACAUUCCUGCCUCUGUCCCCAGCUAAGGGUUCAGGUGUGACCAAAAGCUGAGGAGCUUGUGAUGAAUUUCCUUGGACAGACCACGCAAAAUCAGGCUAGCUCACACACACAUAGACACACCAUCCCUAUGGAAUUAAAGGGAAAGAUGGGAAAACAAGUCACAGAUCAGCAUCCCUUUGCUCACUCUGCAGGCAGCAGCAUCUUAAAGGCACAAGUGGGGCACAGCUCAUCUCUCCAGACUUUCCUCCUGUCCAUAAAGCAGAGUAUGGUAUAAAUUACUCCAGACCCUAUAGAUGUUCCUUAUUGCUUCUCUCUAUUAAAGCCCAGGGGGACAGAGCAUGGGGCACUCCUGUUCCAAGCAGGACCUGUAGAGGUUCAUCUUUUGCUUUUCCAGCCUUCUGGCAUGUCCCCAUCUUAUGGUUCCAGGGAAGAGGGAUGCUCUCAGGUACCAUGGAUGCACCUAGCCCAGGUGGUCUGGGAGCCCUAUUCCUGCAGCACUGUCUGCCUCCCUUUGAGCCCUUUUCUCCUGGAUAGUUUUGGAAACCUUUGACUCAGGUUUCCUGUGGCUCAGCAUUUCAGCCCCUGUGAUUAGUUGUCUGUCAGAAUGGGUCUUCUUUUAACUCCAAAAGACUUUCCUGUUAAAUAUAGGAAAAAGUCUGCAGCAAAGAAAAUAGCAGUCUAUUUUUCAUUUUAACAUCUCCAUGCAAGUAAUAAGCCUGAUCCAUCUUUAGCUCGACAUAGGGGGCCCCUUUCUGCUCACCAAAUUGCUUGCAGAUGCUGGGGGCUCAGAGCAGCUCAGCUGCUAAUGCACAGCCUAAUGUUGCUUAGCUCCACUCCGCUUGCUUUUCGCAAAUUAAUUGCCAAGCACCCAGCAUGGAAAGUGGCACAAGGCUGUGAAGGUCUGUGCUAGUAUUGCAUGCCAGCUUGGUCAGCCAGAUGCCGAGUUUGAGGAGAAAAGGCAUUCUGCUGCCUUCAGCAAGACAAUUCCCAGGGUUUAGCCCCAGUCUGCAGGGGAAUUUUGGACAGCAGGCAUGCCAUGGCAGCGUUAUACCUCUGUGCAGUCUGAAUAUGACCUCUAUACCCACAUGCUUCAGUGUGUAGCUCUGCCUUGUGACGCCCUUAUCCGGCAGCAUAAAAGUAUUCAAUUCUGGUAAAGAAGCGUCACCGCCGGGAGCGGGUCAGGCUCCACCAGAGAUGCUGUGCAAGGGGGUGCAGCCAAGGACUGCUGCUGAGCUCAGGCCGUGUAGGGGCGUCACUGGCAGCCCAGCGCCGCGUGCCUACCUGGAAACGGCUCCGGCUCCUCAGCAGAGCAUUACGGCUUAGGUCACGGUGAGUUAAACUGGGGUUAAAGCACUUGUCCCCCUGUUAUGGUCUCCUCUUUCCAUCAGUAUAAUUUGGAGACACUUGAAUUUAGGUGCUUAAUUUAAGCAUCUUAACUCUGAGCUGAAUCCCAGCCAGGGAGUCAAAGGCCUGAAUUCACCCUGUCAGACUCUUUGACCAUAAGCUGGAAAGGGGCCAAGAAGCAAUUUAAUGUAAAGGAGUAAAGGAAGUUUCUGGUCCUCUGGAAGUUUUUUUCACUUUACUGUGAAUUCAUGAAUCCUUCAAGCUGACAAAAAAUGGGAAAAUUAGGACUCCUAAUUGUAAAGCCAGCAAAAAAUUCUGAAAAUUUUUCAAUCUUCCUACAUAAAAAAUAAGUGCAU